UUCCUGUACAUGGCGAGGACUCAUGAGCGUCGUCAGUCGUGUUGAAUAAUCAAACGCUAGUGUUCAAACUGUGUUUUAUCCUUUUACUAGAACUUUCCACCAAAUAAAUCUAUUUACAUUAUUUGAAUCAACGAUAUUGUGUCAGUUUUGUGUGAAAAUGAUGAACAUGGAAACGGAUGAGAUUAUCGAAGAUACAAAUACGAAUCUUCAGUAUCCAAUAACAAUACUUUAUGAUCCUACUCGCAAGAAAGAAUUGCCAUCUGGAGUUUCAGCACAAUAUAGACAAGAAAAAGAAACUUGUAUGAAGCUUUUUGAGAAGUGGAGUGAACCAGAACAAGUUAAUUUUGUUGAACAAUUAUUAACAAGAAUGUGUCAUUAUCAGCAUGGGCACAUCAAUGCAUAUUUGAAACCAAUGUUGCAAAGAGAUUUUAUUUCUUUAUUGCCAAAAAAAGGAUUAGAUCAUGUAGCAGAAAGUAUUCUUUCUUAUCUUGAUGCUGAUUCAUUAAUUGCUGCUGAAUUAGUAUGUAAAGAAUGGCAUAGAGUAAUUAGUGAAGGAAUGCUUUGGAAAAAAUUAAUUGAAUGUAAAGUUCGAACUGAUUCAAUAUGGAGAGGUCUUGCAGAAAGGAGAGGAUGGAUUCAAUAUUUAUUUAAACCAAGACCAGGAGAAAGUCAUCCAAAUCAUAAUUUCUACAGAUCUCUUUAUCCCAAAAUAGUUAAAGAUAUUGAUAGUAUAGAUAGUAAUUGGAGAAUGGGAAGAUUUAAUCUUCAAAGAAUAAAUUGUAGAAGUGAAAAUUCUAAAGGUGUUUACUGUUUGCAAUAUGAUGACCAAAAAAUUGUCUCUGGUCUUAGAGAUAAUACUAUUAAAAUAUGGGACAGAAGUACAUUACAAUGCAUUAAGGUCUUAACAGGACACACUGGUUCUGUCUUAUGUUUACAGUACGAUGACAAAGCAAUAAUAUCUGGUUCUUCUGAUAGCACUGUAAGAGUUUGGGAUGCUAAUACAGGAGAAAUGGUUAAUACAUUAAUACAUCAUUGUGAAGCAGUUUUACAUCUUAGAUUUAAUAAUGGCAUGAUGGUCACUUGUUCAAAGGAUCGUUCAAUUGCUGUAUGGGAUAUGACAUCACAGACGGAAAUUGCAUUAAGAAGAGUAUUAGUGGGUCACAGGGCAGCAGUGAAUGUUGUUGAUUUUGAUGAAAAAUAUAUUGUUUCUGCUAGUGGUGAUAGGACUAUUAAAGUAUGGAAAACAUCUACUUGCGAAUUUGUGCGAACAUUAAAUGGACAUAAACGGGGUAUAGCGUGUUUGCAAUAUAAGGACUGUUUAGUAGUUAGUGGUAGCAGUGAUAACACGAUCAGAUUAUGGGAUAUUGAAUGUGGUGCGUGCUUGCGCGUUUUAGAAGGACAUGAUGAAUUGGUCAGAUGUAUUAGAUUUGAUAGCAAGCACAUAGUCAGUGGAGCUUAUGAUGGAAAAAUUAAAGUAUGGGAUUUGGUGGCAGCAUUAGAUCCACGUGCUUUAACUAACUCGCUUUGUAUACGUACAUUAGUGGAACAUACAGGUCGUGUAUUUCGACUUCAGUUCGAUGAAUUCCAGAUAGUAUCGUCAUCACAUGACGAUACAAUAUUAAUUUGGGAUUUUCUGAAUUUUAAUCCAUCAAAUGGAUCUGUAUCUUGUGGACCUGCAACAAUAAAUGCAUCAGGUGUGAAUCAAUCCGAUACUAGAUCUCCAUCUCCAUUCGAGUGACGCAUCCCUAUGAAUAUUUCUUCAUUGUGAUAUAAUUACAAGUGAUUAGUGAGUGAGUUCAAUGUGUUCACGAUAGUGUACGCAGCAAAUGAAGAAUCAGUGUCCAGUGUGAACAGCGCUUAAAAUGAAACAGAAUCUCAAAAAGACACGGUCAUUGACUUUUGUUUAUUAUUUGCUGUGAAAAGCAAAAGUAAUUCUCUAAAAUAGGAUAUAUAUGAAGUGACACACAAAACUGCGAAUUAAUUUAUAUGCGCUUGACGCACUGCGUUUAGUAACGAACAAUAUAAUUAAAAUCACAUAAAUACAUCCCAUGGAUGUAAACAAUUGUUUGCUUUGGCCAUAUUUGGAAUUCUUCUACGCUCUAUGACAUGAUAGAAGUUGACCAUUUUCCUACUACUAUGAAAAAAAGACUUACAAUACGUAAAGAAAAUGAAAAUGUUUUUAGGCUGGAUACACUUAAUAAGAUGUUAGCUGUAUUAUAGUAAAUUAAUGAUAUUUUUUUUUUAAUGUAAUUAAUUUAUAGUAAAGAGAUUGUAAAAUGUCAUUUGAUGGAGUACUUAUCUGGUGUGAAUGUGGACGUUCAAAUCUUGAUAUGUGGAAGGAUUAUUAUAAUUAUCAUAUUUCAUUAUCUUCUAAAUCUAGCUAAUGUGAAAUAAUUAUAUCCAUAUCUAGCAUUAUAGAUGUACAGUCAUUAAUGGAGAACAUAGUAAUUUCCAUGAACAUUAAUUUUAUGAAAUUUAUAUUAUAUAUUAAAAAGUAAAUGGAAAACUAA
Apis cerana (Asiatic honeybee) is the source of this 2510-nucleotide messenger RNA. RefSeq names its product beta-transducin repeat containing E3 ubiquitin protein ligase slmb (gene slmb). The record is from RefSeq and is a predicted model, not a curated record. NCBI's taxonomy places the organism in Eukaryota, Metazoa, Arthropoda, Insecta, Hymenoptera, Apidae. Gene Ontology annotation, molecular function: protein dimerization activity.